Molecule: messenger RNA, 1215 nt
Organism: Wyeomyia smithii (pitcher-plant mosquito)
Lineage: Eukaryota; Metazoa; Arthropoda; Insecta; Diptera; Culicidae
Product: cytoplasmic dynein 2 light intermediate chain 1
Exons: 2
Coding region: 181-1215 (344 amino acids)
Biological process (GO): intraciliary transport involved in cilium assembly; intraciliary retrograde transport
Cellular component (GO): cytoplasmic dynein complex; ciliary basal body; axoneme
Molecular function (GO): dynein heavy chain binding
Source: RefSeq, a predicted model, not a curated record
UUUGGCACACCGCACCACCGCGCUCGUAACCCUGGUUACAAAUCACACAAACAAAUACACCGUUCGUUAAGGACGCGCUUAGUGCGGUUUGUUAUGGCUUCUCUCGUGUCGGGGGGUUAAUUAUUGUGUAGAAUUUAUAUAUCUUUUAGAGAUAAGCCUUUUAUACACAAGCAUCCAAAGAUGAGUGAACUAAAUUCAAUGGAGGUCGAUUUGAGUGAAACUAUUCAGGACAUUGCGAUGAAAUUGGUUGCCGAGCAGAUGAAAAACGAAACCAGUUUGACUAUUGGUCCUUCCGAGCGGACUAUUUUUGUGUUGGGAAGCAAAGAAGCGGGUAAAUCAACACUCAUAAACAAGUUUCUGGAUAGGGACGAUACAACUAGGCCAACGUUGGCGCUGGAAUAUUCUUUCGGUAGAAAAACGGCAGCCGGUCAGGGAGCGCAGAAAAAUGUUUGCAAUGUGUGGGAGUUGGGCAAUUUGGUCAACUCAAAUCAACUGAUUGAGGUUCCUGUCCGGUCAUGCGAGUUGAACACGUUUUCAGCAGUCAUCGUUCUAGAUCUGUCACAUCCUGACCGCCUCUGGACUGAUUUGGAAUGCGCUCUGAAUGGGGUGAAACAAGCCGUCAAUAAGAACUGUUCUUCGAAUGAUAUCGCUAAAAUGCUAGACACCAUGAAGCAGCGUAUCGGUGUUGACCAUGUCGAUCUGAGCACCCUGGAAAUUGUUCCUUUUCCAGUUUUCAUUGUUGGUGCAAAGUAUGACCUGUUUCAAAACCUAGACACGGAAAUCAAAAAGCAUGUCUGUCGAUGUCUUCGGUCGAUAACCCAUGCGAUCGGAGCUGCGUUAGUGUUUUACUCUACAAAAAACACUGCUCUGUCGAAGAUAGUGCGCGACACAAUGAACCACCUUGGCUUUGGGAGUCCUUCGAAUCCAUUCAAAACUACGGCCACAGAUCAUAACGGUCCGAUUGUGGUCCCCUUCGGUGCGGAUUCGUGGGAACGCAUUGGAGUAACGCCAUCCAAUUCGGAACGGAUCGGGUCGAAUUACAGUGCCGAAAUUCCACAGCUGAACAUGGAGCGGACCGUGUUGCCAGAUGAUCCGGCAAAAGAUGCCGGUUUUCGGGAGCGGGAAAUCGAUGCAUUGCGUGCUCAGAGAGAUGAAGAGCUGAUGCGCUUUCUGAGGGGUACCGAAAUUCGGAUGAAGUUCGAAACGGUCCAGUGA